Molecule: messenger RNA, 904 nt
Organism: Polychytrium aggregatum
Lineage: Eukaryota; Fungi; Chytridiomycota; Chytridiomycetes; Polychytriales
Exons: 2
Source: RefSeq, a predicted model, not a curated record
UCCUCGUCUCGACCACAUUCCUCUCCUGCCGCCUGUCCAUGACUCCCCAGCGCUGCAGCACCCCACGAUCCGAGACGGCCCGAAGGCCCCGUCCGUCGCUCGACCAUCUCCAGUCCCUGCCGUCUCCGUUUGCGUCCUUCUUCGGCAAAGAGUGCCCCGACGAAACCGACGACGAUAUCCCAUUCGGCGAGUGGCUCGAGGCACGCAACCAUGAGCUGGACGACCAACCCACCCGGUGGGGUCGCAGUCCGGCCUUGCGCUUUGCCGAGAUCCAUACGCCCUCGAAACACAUGCCCGCUCGCAGCCUCGCCAGCACUCUCUCCCCGUUUGCCAUAGUAGACCGCAGCGCCUGGAGAAGCAGCUCAGAUGCCCCGCACUUGUCUGUCGUCGAUCUCCAGAACGAACAGUCUUAUCUCGACUUUCUGAAGCAGUCGCUGCAAGCCAUGAAGGACCCCUAUGAUUUUGACUUUGAAGCCAAGCUUUCGUCGUCGCCGCCUAUGUACAAACCCACCCGCUAUCCUUAUCCACCUCUCGACAUCAGUGAAAUCGUGUGCGGCCCCGAACAGGAGCUCACACCCGAGUCCGACUCGCACCUUGAUCUCGAGCCUGAACCGACGCCCGAGCCGACGUUCAUCGUCAACUCGAGCCACACAGCCUUCCCACGUUUCCCGCAGCCCGGCCGCCAGCGAACCGAAAGCGAGCGCACUCUCGGCGCACUCUCCGGUGAGUGACAUUGGAGAAGCUGAAUCUUCAAGCGAGACUCUCUGGAAUGGUGGGCUGUGUCGCCUGUGAGGGACAGACGAAGCCGUGUCUGCUGUCGUGGCUCAACCACCAGGGGAGCAGGAGCAGUCCGUAUCGCUGAGCGCCUUGCGCACCCCGACAGCCUUGCGAAUGGAGACUGCCC